CUAUGAUAUUAUUCGAUUCGUUGCUCCUAAAGUAAACAGAUCAUCUAACAUGAAAUUCAUCAUCUUGACUUUGGCCGUGGUUGCCUGUGUGGCCGCCGAAUCGGGCUAUAACUACAAUGCUCCCCGCCAGGUAGCCGCCUCUGCACCCGCUCCUGUUUUCCAGCAAGCUGCCUCUGCUCCAGCUCCAGUGAGGACCUACGUGCCCCCUGCUCCUGCUGCCUCUGCCCCAGUGCAGGCGUUUGCCCCUGCCCCAGCUCCAGUAGCUGCCCCUGCUCCCGUUUUCCAGCAAGCCGCCUCUGCACCAGCUCCAGUCCGCACCUACGUGCCCCCAGCUCCCCAGGUCCACCACCAUGCCGCCGCCUCAGCUCCAGCUCCCGUUCAGUCCUUUGCUCCUGCUCCAACUUUCGCCGCUCCCGCUCCGGCUCCGGCUCCAGCUCCAAGCUUCUCGGCCCCAGCACCCGCCCCCGCCCCCGCUCCAGCUUUCGAGUCCACCGCACCGGUGUUCGAGGCCGCCGCUUCCGCCCCCUCUGCCGCCCGCUCCGGAUACGAUUAUAGCCAGCCCGCCGUCAGCCAGCAGGGAUACAGAUACAAGACCGUCCGUCGCCGUGUGUUUAGGCACCGCGCUUAA
Messenger RNA from Drosophila erecta, 628 nucleotides. Its product is annotated as skin secretory protein xP2. The record is from RefSeq and is a predicted model, not a curated record. Lineage: Eukaryota; Metazoa; Arthropoda; Insecta; Diptera; Drosophilidae. The transcript is spliced from 3 exons. Bases 50 to 628 code for a protein of 192 amino acids.